ACAGGGUGUGGAGCGGAUAGUAGUGUGCAGUAUGUAAAGAAGAGGCAUGCAUGUGGAGGGUAUGACAGUGAGCAGUAUGUACAGGAGAGGAGUGUGGAGGGUAUGACAGUGAGCAGUAUGUACAGGAGAGGAGUGUGGAGGGUAUGACAGUGAGCAGUAUGUACAGGAGAGGAGUGUGGAGGGUAUGACAGUGAGCAGUAUGUUCAGGAGAGGAGUGUGGAUGGUAUGACAGGGGGAAGUAUGUACAGGAGAGAAGUCUGGAUGUAUGAAGUGACCUGGGGGUGAUGCAAGCUGGGGAGAGUUGGGG
Staurois parvus is the source of this 307-nucleotide messenger RNA. The record is from the annotation of a GenBank genome assembly. NCBI's taxonomy places the organism in Eukaryota, Metazoa, Chordata, Amphibia, Anura, Ranidae.